Molecule: messenger RNA, 309 nt
Organism: Peronospora matthiolae
Lineage: Eukaryota; Oomycota; Peronosporomycetes; Peronosporales; Peronosporaceae
Source: the annotation of a GenBank genome assembly
AUGGAUGACGAUGUCGAUGCGGUCGAUAUCGAUGAUAAUGAUGACGACGAUGCUGGUAUAUUUAGCAUCGCCAAUGGCUGCCAAAGUGAGGACGAUGACACCCCCACUGGUGAAGACAGCGUUCGUUCAGCAGUGCACACGAAGCGCACUGCAUUUAAAAAGGAUGAAUCAGCAGAGGAAUUUCUGCUGACUCCCGAAGCGGUUGUCCGCCUCGUUCAAGACUCUACCGCGGAUGCACUAGAUAGACAGAAAAAAACGCAGACAAACGUGGACGAGCAAAUGUUCUUUCAUUUAAUGAAGGAGACCUAG